Molecule: messenger RNA, 1237 nt
Organism: Trematomus bernacchii (emerald rockcod)
Lineage: Eukaryota; Metazoa; Chordata; Actinopteri; Perciformes; Nototheniidae
Gene: dcun1d5
Product: DCN1, defective in cullin neddylation 1, domain containing 5 (S. cerevisiae)
Exons: 10
Coding region: 251-949 (232 amino acids)
Biological process (GO): positive regulation of ubiquitin-protein transferase activity; protein neddylation
Cellular component (GO): ubiquitin ligase complex
Molecular function (GO): ubiquitin-like protein binding; cullin family protein binding; ubiquitin conjugating enzyme binding
Source: RefSeq, a predicted model, not a curated record
AGUGGUAUCUUCCGCUGCCCCGGAAACGCCGGCGACAGCAGGAUAGACCCCGGUGUAGCAAAGCAGGUGGAACUGAUUUGUCAGCCAAAGAGUAAGAAAUAGGUGUCCACAGGUGUCAACUUGGAGCAUCCAUCAGUGCCGUCUGACAGGCAUCAGCUCAGCAUCAGUUACGCUGGACAAGCUCAAUCUCUUAGAUUUGAAUGGCCAAGGCAGCCAGAAGUACACAGCAAAGCCUAUCAAAGGUUCAGUGAUGCCUGUGAAGAAAAAGAGGAAGCUCCCUGAUGCAGAUGAUCAUGAGCGCAAAUGUAAAAUUACGAGUUUCACCAGGCCUCAGAUCCGGGGGGCGCGGCCGGUCAGCGGGGACAGGCUGUUCUCCAAUAAGAAGUGUCUGGCCUGGUUCCACGCGUACGCCGGCGCCGACAAGGUGGUGGGCCCGGAGGCCAUGGAGAGGUUCUGUGAAGACAUCGGAGUGGAACCAGAGAAUAUUAUCAUGUUAGUUUUAGCCUGGCAUCUAGAAGCAUCAAGUAUGGGCUUCUUCACAAAAGAGGAGUGGCUCAGGGGAAUGACGUUAUUACAGUGUGACUGCACAGAGAGGUUACAGAACAAACUGGACUACCUGCGCAGCGAGCUCAACGACUCUGCAGUCUUCAAAAACGUCUACAGAUACGCCUUUGACUUCGCCAGAGAUAAGGACCAGAGGAGUUUAGACAUGGACACGGCUAAGUCCAUGCUGUCGUUGAUACUGGCGACCACGUGGCCUCUCUUCCCCGUCUUCAGCCAGUUCCUGGAGCAGUCCAAGUACAAGGGGAUGAAUAAGGACCAGUGGUAUAACGUCUUGGAGUUCAGCCGGACCAUCAACACAGACCUCAGUAACUACGAUGAAGACGGAGCUUGGCCGGUGCUGCUCGACGAGUUUGUGGAAUGGAAGAAAUCCUGGUCAGCAUCGUAGCAGACAACUCGACACCGAAAGAAGACGGAGAGAAACAAAAACCACAUUGUUAAAGAAAAAGAUCAGACACACACACACACGGACACACGGACUACAGCAUCCUCCCUGUAUGGGGCAGCCCUUUCUCUCACUGAGUCGACUUUUAUAGUGUUCAUUUGGAGAAAAGAAAAUGUUCUUAAAAUAAGAAGAGAGAUUUGGAAUUUAUGUUUUCUUGUUAACAUUUUAUUUUCCAUUUUGUGUCUUGUUUAUAGAUGUUUUCACAGUAAUAAAAAGGAAUUGGAAGUAUGA